Messenger RNA from Gigantopelta aegis, 1096 nucleotides. RefSeq lists its product as uncharacterized. Bases 35 to 751 code for a protein of 238 amino acids. The transcript is spliced from 3 exons. The record is from RefSeq and is a predicted model, not a curated record. NCBI's taxonomy places the organism in Eukaryota, Metazoa, Mollusca, Gastropoda, Neomphalida, Peltospiridae.
CGCCACGAAGCAGGUGCCACUUGCCUUUGUCUUCAUGUCGCGGCGAAAGAGUAAAGACUACAGAGCCGUCUUCCGCGCCAUCGACGAUCUCCUGCCACAACGAGCAGCAGUACUUGAAUUCGUAGCAGACUUUGAGACAGGGAUGUGGAAGGGGAUCCGGGAAGUAUAUCCUGGCUUGCCAAUCAAGGGGUGCUGCUUCCAUUGGAACCAGGCUGUCUGGAGGAAGGUGCAGGAGCUCGGACUUGCACAACAAUACCUAAAUGACGACGGCACGUGCAAAUUCAUAAAGAAGAUCUUCGCCCUCCCGUUCCUUCCUGCAGAACACGUGGAAGCAGCCUUCGACGGUCUGAGAAGAGCAACCCAAGUUCCAGGACUGGUGACCCUCUUGGAUUACGUUGACCGCACAUGGAUGAGGAGCAGCGUGUGGUCAGUGGACGCCUGGUCAGUUUUUAACCAGAGUGUGAGGACGAACAACGAUGUGGAGGGCUGGCAUCACAGACUGAACCAUCGUGCCCUCGGAACAGCCCCCCCCUUUUACAAGCUGAUCCCAAUGCUGCACAACGAGGCCAGGCUGAUUCCGCUGAUAUGCCGGUUCGUGUCGGAGAGGAAGAUGCGACGGCGACAGAGGAAGGCCUUUGUAGAUGUACAGGGCAAAAUCUUUCAACUGUGGGGACGGUACACAGCUGGUGGCGUGUCGACGUCUAGAUUUUUAUCAGCCUGUGGGAAACUCUACGCCCCUGUUGCCCACUGACUUUUAUCACAUCUUUCUAUGUUCUUUUGGUGAUUCUGUAUUAUAAAAUAUAUGUAGGUGGUCGAAUAAAAAAUGUACUUUCUCGUUCUGCUUCCUGGUUUUUUUUAUGUACUCUUGCAUGUAGCACGUUGCGGCAGUCAUUUUGAUGUAACAGAAAUUGGUCUGCACAUGUCGUAAUUUUACUGCUUUGGCAUAUAAAUACUGUAUUGAUUGAGAAAUACUAGGAUAAACUGUUCAAUUCUGCUACUUGAAAAUCUGAUUUCGACAUAUAGCCGCUUUCCUCAAGUAUCAAUGAACCCGUAUCAAUAACUCGGGGCCGAGUUGUCUCGGACAACUCGGCCUCGG